GGCUCCAGCUAGUGUCUUGGGUGCGUGGUUCAUUAAAUGUACCAGCAGACUUGUAUCCCAAUUGCAUUUGAUUGGCUGAUGUCGUCCAGGAUGACUCAGCCGACCAAAGGUGGAAAUGCCAUGGAAGGGGUGGAAGUACCAUGGGUUCGUCGCCGCGGGCCACAGACCAAAGCCCAAGGUGGGACGAAGGGGCAAACAGCCAGGAUCGAAAAAUCUAAUCGGAGCAGCUAUCGCCAAGAGAAGACGCACCCUGGGAACUGCCCUAGCAUUCAGGAGAUGUCUGAGUGGUUCUGUGGGACCGCUGUCCAGCCUGAGCCCAAAGCACUGGACGUGAGGGCCAACGCAAAGCCAUUUAAGGAGGGCGUUGCCAAGCCGUUCGACAAGAUGACUGGGCAGACUGAGACCUAUCAGGAAUCAAAGGGGUUAAUCGUCGUGACAAAUGGUACCGGCAAUUUGCUCGCCAUCCAGAAGGAUUUCUUGCAGUGGUCCAGUGACCAAGGUGCUGAAGCGUGCCAAGCGAGCCUCGUUGACGUGGAGAGGACUGCCCCAGCGCCGGUUCGUCCUGGUCUGGUGAGUGCUGAGAACUACUUCGGAUUGGACGUCAAGGAGAAACUUCAAGAUAAAGUGCAGGAACACAUGCAGAAGGAUUUCUUGCAGUGGUCCAGCGACCAAGGCCGUGAAAGCACUCGGAGCCCGGAUUCUACACAAUAUCGUUCGUCGACAGCUUCCCCAAACUCAGGUCCUGAAACAUGCCAAGCGAGCCUCGUUGACGUGGAGAGGACCGUUUUAGCGCCGAGUCGUUCUGGUCUGAGUGUGGAGAGCUACUUCGGUUUGGACGUCAAGGAGACACUCCAAGAUAAACUGCAGGACUUCUUGCAGAAGGAGACUGAACUGGUUCCGGAAAAGGCCAAAGUUCAGAAGGAGGUGGCACCCGUCCCCAAGCCGCGUGGUGCUGCACGCAUGAAGAUGUGCAUCACUCCACAGCACUUCAGUUCGCUGGGCACGACCUUCCGUGACGUCCAGGUGGAUUUUGAGCCUCGUGGCUUUACCAUCCGUGCCAUCGACACAGGGGGCUAUGCAUGGACGGCAUUCUCAAAGCCCUUGCCGGGAGACAUUGACAUGGAACGAUGCAAGUUCAAGAUCGACCCUUCUGGGAAGGAGGUGGCCAUCAACUUGUACAAGGCCAACGCUGAUGAGAGUUGGUGGAGCCUCAACCGGAUCGAGUUGGAGCGGCCAUAUACCCAUAAGGCAGAGAAGGCCAAGAGCCUGAAGACCAUGGCCGAAAACUUCAUUUGAUCGGACAUGUGGUGCCGAGUUGACAGCGGCAGCAUGAGGCGCAUGAGGCGCCAGCGAGGGGUUUCGAUCCUUGCGCAAGUUCGAGAUGAAUGGGUUUGAGCCCAUUGAAUCGUUUGCUUAUUCCUGGACGCAAGCACUUUGUUCGUUUCGCAG
Molecule: messenger RNA, 1449 nt
Organism: Durusdinium trenchii
Lineage: Eukaryota; Dinophyceae; Suessiales; Symbiodiniaceae
Source: the annotation of a GenBank genome assembly